CAAUCAAAAGUGUUCAAAUUUUGUUUUCAAGGAACUUGUUAACUGUCAAGCACUUUGAGUGAUUACCUUCGGUUUCUAUAGAAAUUUGGUGCGGAAAUGUCCGGUUACAAUUUUCUAUUUCAAGUUCAAAAAUGUUCAAGAUAUCGUUUAUAAGUUUACAGAUAAAAAGUUCUUUAUCUUCAUCAUUUGUUUUAUACUCUGACCGCUUAUUAAAAAAAAUUAAAAUACCAAUUCAGAACAAUAAGGUGUAUACUCGAAGCAGUAAAUCACCAUUAAAAGCUCUACUUUAGGAUUGUCAGUCCAAAAGGUGCAACCUUCAAUUCUGCCAAAUAUUGGUAUCAAAAUCAAUGGAGAUUUAUUCUGCACAUGUAUGGGUACCAUCAGCACCUGGCGCACCACUUCCAGCGUUAGCAGUUGUCGGAGGACACGAUUGUGAUGGAACACCCAUUUUUGUUGGUCGUUCCUACCACGAAGGUGACAAUUUGCCAGCAAAAGUUGUUCCUAGCAAAUAUACUGCUUACGUCUGCUGGGGUGGUCGUGAGAUCACAAAGAAUCAUUAUGAAGUCCUUGUUGGCAAUAACUACUGUUGGAUUCCCUGUGCUGCAGGUCAGGUGCCUCCAAAUGCUGUUUUAGCUGGAAAUACUGUCACUGGAGAGCCACUCUUCAUUGGACGUGGUUAUUGGGAAGGAAGUUUGACAGUUGGUAAAAUUCAUCCAUCCCAUCAUUGUUUGUAUAUUCCGUUUGGUGGAGCUGAACAUCGUUUGGAUUGUUAUGAAGUUUUGACUUAUAAUAUGCCUAUGCCAAUGCCACCACCACAUCAACAUCCUCAAGAUGAUUCAUGCUGUUGUUGUUGUUGCGUGCAAUAAUGUUCUAGUAUUUUGGUUAAGUCUUAUGUAUAGAUUUAAGAGCCAUGAACUUGUAAACUAAGCAUUUAUUCACAAAACAUCAGUGUUUGAUUUAUUUAAAAUUUAAAUACACACAAAGAAAACA
Episyrphus balteatus (marmalade hoverfly) is the source of this 990-nucleotide messenger RNA. Its product is annotated as natterin-1-like. Lineage: Eukaryota; Metazoa; Arthropoda; Insecta; Diptera; Syrphidae. The record is from RefSeq and is a predicted model, not a curated record. The transcript has 2 exons. The coding region runs from base 348 to 866 and encodes 172 amino acids.